Molecule: messenger RNA, 923 nt
Organism: Elaeis guineensis (African oil palm)
Lineage: Eukaryota; Viridiplantae; Streptophyta; Magnoliopsida; Arecales; Arecaceae
Source: RefSeq, a predicted model, not a curated record
ACUUGAUUUCCCCUGAAAGAAGGGUGGAGAGGAUGGGUAACGCCAUAGGCGGGAAGAAGAGAAGAACAGCGAAGGUGAUGAAGCUGGAUGGCACCACCAUCCGGCUCAAACUCCCGGCUCAGGCCGGAGACGUGCUCCGGGAUCACCUGGAGCACACCCUCCUUGAGGCCGAGGAGGUAAAGCGGCUGGGCGUCCGGGCCCAGCCGCUUGAACCGGACCAGGCCAUCAAGCCGGGAAAGCUCUACUUCCUGGUAGAGAUUCCCCGGCUUCCCCGGCUCCAGGACCGGCGGGUCCCCAGGAGAGCCUGGUCCGGGGCCAUCCACAUGAGUGCCAAGGACCGGUUGGAGAGCCUCAUGCUCUCACGCCGGUCCGCUUCGGAUCUCACCCUCGCCAAGCCCUCCUCGGUGGAGACCGUGGGAGAGGGAGGUGUCCGGAUCCGGAUGAGGCUUCCCAAGGCCCAGGUGGCCAAGCUUGUCGAGGAGAGCAGUGAUAGCUGCGAGGCAGCCGAGAGAAUCAUGGCGCUUUGUGUAGCGAAUGGGGCAGAGACGAGCGGUGGGAGUACCGUGGAGCGGUCCAAGGAGAAACGAACAAGAUUUGUGUCGAAGGUUGAUGAGAUAAGAGGAUAAAGCUGCUACAGGAACGUAGAAGAGGCAGCCUAAUGACGCAAUUCAAUCAUUUACGUAGGAUGUAGGUUGGGAAGGAGAAGCUGCCAAGGGCUUCCUACCACCCGCAGUUGUUGCUUAUUUUUGUUGCUAGUCAUGUGCUACACACUGAGGAUUUUUAAUGCUUAAAUGGCAAGGUGUAAACCAUGUGAUGAGUGACCUAAACCGGAUGUCAAAGUCUUUCUUUUUUCCCUUUUUCUGUAUAUAGUUUUGUAACCAGUCUUAUAAAAACAUUGCAACCAUGAUGCCACCAUCUUCUUC